This is a messenger RNA of Spea bombifrons (plains spadefoot toad), 1952 nucleotides long. RefSeq names its product zona pellucida sperm-binding protein 2-like. The transcript has 16 exons. NCBI's taxonomy places the organism in Eukaryota, Metazoa, Chordata, Amphibia, Anura, Pelobatidae. Gene Ontology annotation, cellular component: egg coat. Gene Ontology annotation, molecular function: acrosin binding; structural constituent of egg coat. The coding region runs from base 1 to 1920 and encodes 639 amino acids. The record is from RefSeq and is a predicted model, not a curated record. Gene Ontology annotation, biological process: prevention of polyspermy; binding of sperm to zona pellucida.
AUGGCUUCUAACUGCACUUUCUGUGACUCCUUUUUAAGGCUCUUCAUUCUUGGCUGGUCUUUGAUUAUGGUUUCUGAAGCUGCAGGAACAUUGGAUUUUCCAGGGACUGUUUCUUGCCUUGAUGAUGGUCUUCAAGUAAGAAAACCAAAGGGUCUUCGCUCGGCCUCCUGGAAUACCCUGCAAGUUGUAGAUUCAAAUGGAAUUCCAGUGAAAGGUUGUAGUGAUCUAGUAGAGGGGAAAACUGCUAAUAUUCCUGCUCGCUGCAUUAAAAAUGAGAUGGGAACGCGCCUUGUGCUCAUGAAACUUGAUGGCCGUGCAGGACUGGAGAGUUCGAUAUACAGGGCAGUCUGCAAUGACAUGCAGGCAGAUGACGCAGACGAUGCUGCGAGAGGGACGGUGGUAAAUUGCGCACAGAACUUCAUGAUGAUUAUGAUUGCUGCUGUCCGGCCACCUUUCUGGAACGUACAGAUACAUGACGGACAGAGCUUUCAGACGGUCUCUGUGAGCCGGGCCAGAGCAAUGGGCUAUAUACUGACUUCUGAUCCAGAGUUCAUGACGAUCCAAGCUUCUUUUGAUGCUGUUGGUGUUAAAAACUACACGCUUGAAAACCAGAACUUGUAUGUUGGUGCAGUUCGGCUGACUUCACAGGCUGGUGCUCCCAGAAUUACUGUUGAUAUACCAAUGAUCUGUUCCGCAGGUUAUCGUAUUUGCAAUGGGACGCACAUGUCCAUCUACAUUCCGUCAUUUGGUGGGGACCUGCAGAGUAUUACUGUAAAUGAAAAAACAACAAGCGGUUUCUACCUGCCAUCUCUUAUCUUAACCUUUAUGAUGAACGAUAUAACUGUACCAAUGCUGCUAUCUCCAAGCUGUGGUCCGGGUGACCCUACGAAUGCAGUUUGUUCAUCCUCAGGAUUCAUGAUGUUUGAGAUACUUGACACGCUCACCCUGCCAAAGCUGGACUUGAACACUGUUAUUUUUGGAGAUGGAACCUGUCUGCCCACCAAUCGAUUGACAAACAAGCUCUCGUACAAUGUAUCACUACUGAGCUGUGGCACUAGAACUAGGUUUGUAAAUGGCAGGUUAACUUAUGAAAAUGAAGCUAGAGCACUGAGGAAGGAUUUUGGACGAGGAAGAAUAUCUCGAGAUAGCGAGCUAAGAAUAACUGUCCGGUGCUACUACAGCGACAGCGGCUACUCCCCACUGAACUUGACCGUUGUAACUGUUCCACCUCCUGUAUCUUCGAGAAGCGAUGGUCCUCUCUCCCUUAAACUGGAUCUAUUCCCGGAUGAUGCGUACAGAAGUGCCUAUACAGACAGCCAGUACCCAGUUGUGAAGACCUUGCAAGAACCCAUCUUUCUUGAAGUACGGGUCUUGAAUCGUGAUGACCCAAACAUUGAACUAGUGCUGGAUGACUGCUGGGCAACAAUGUCCCGCGAUCCUACAGCUGUGCCUCAAUGGAAUAUUGUUGUAGAUGGUUGUCAAGAAACGAGAGAUGACAGGAUGACAAUAUUUCAUGCUGUGGGUCUUGAUGUGCCAUACCCUACUCACCAUAAACGCUUUGAAGUAAAGGCCUUUGCUUUUAUGUCUGGUGGUGAAGCCUCCACAAACCUGAUUUAUAUUCACUGCAGUGCAACAAUAUGCAAUAAGAUGACACCAGACUUUCCACUCUGUACAAAGACCUGUCUGGCAUCCAGGCCAAGGAGAGACUCGGAUGGCCUGCAGAUGCACAAAGGCUCUCUGGUUAGCUUGCCUGGCCCAGUCUUGAUGAUGGCAGCAGAAUCCUCUGUGCGGUCUCAAGAUGAAACGAGUGUUCUUGGACAAGUGACCAUUGGUCUCCUGCCUGCCUUUGCUCUGAUUGCUGUGACUCUGUCUGGUGUUGGUUUAGUCUCUGUUUUUAAGGCAAAAAAUGCCGCUAAAUGAACAUUUUUGUAAUAAAGAACUGGUCUGAGAAA